This is a messenger RNA of Lycium barbarum (goji berry), 3157 nucleotides long. RefSeq lists its product as uncharacterized. Gene Ontology annotation, molecular function: transposase activity; DNA binding. NCBI's taxonomy places the organism in Eukaryota, Viridiplantae, Streptophyta, Magnoliopsida, Solanales, Solanaceae. The transcript is spliced from 4 exons. Gene Ontology annotation, biological process: DNA transposition. The record is from RefSeq and is a predicted model, not a curated record. Bases 1227 to 1784 code for a protein of 185 amino acids.
CCCGAAUUAAAACCCACCCUAAAUUAAAACCCCAACCCAAAUUAAAACCCCACCCCAAUUAAAAACCCUACACUCGUACACUCUCUCAUUUUAGAACGUUAAGGGUCAAGAGCGGAGGCUUAGAUCUGUGUUGCAAUUGAAGCUCAAAAAGGUUAAAGAUGGUUCAUUUGGAACUGGUUUUCAAUCAUGGUGGUGAAUGGAUAACUAAAACCUAUGCUCUCUAUUCAACUAAGGAAGUUCAUCCUUGGAGAGGGUGUGACUCAGACCUUCUAUCCUUUAAAGAUUUAGUUGAUGAAUAUAUUGAAAAAUUAGGGUUUGUAGGGGUUCAACAACUAAUUAUUACUGGUCCAUCUGGAAAAUAUUAUGAGAUUGAAGAUGAUGUUGGAAUUAGGACCCUGUUGUGUCUUGGCAGUAAUAAGUUUAGUGUUAUCAAUAUUUAUGUUGUAGAUGAUUAUUGUGAGCUUGUUGUUGUUGUCCCCUCUAUUGUCCACCAUACUGAGACUUAUGCAGCUGUAGCUUCAGUUGUUAAUGAUGGUAGUAGUACUGAAAAUAAAGGGGAGGAUGAUGAUGAAAUUGAUCCUGAAGAUUUGGACUAUGACUCUGAAUAAAUAGGUUGCUUUCUGGCACAAAGAAAACAAGAAGUUACUGAACACCUUAUUGAGUAUAAAGAGAUAAAUAGUGGUAUGUCUUUUAAAGAUAUAGCUGAAGCUAGGAAUUUUUUGAACUUGUAUGCAAUGGUUAGUAAGAAGGAGUUAGUGCUUUUGAAGAGUGACAACAAUAGGUUGAGAUAUAGGUGUGAAGAGGGCUGCCAAUUUAUUUGUCUAAUAUCCAAGGACAAAGGCAUGGAGGGUUGUAGAGUAAAGACAUUAAACACAAAACAAGAUUGCAAUGAUAACUUUGACAACAGUAGGGUUGAUUAUUUAACCAUUGCACACUACUUCAAGAUGAAGUUGCAAGAUGGUCCUAAGUACAAAGUGAGAGAGAUGAGAAUUAAUUUGCAAGCUGCCUUUAACCUUAAUGCUAUUCAUGGUAAGUGUAAAAAAGGAAAAGAGAAUGAACUUGGAGAAGCUUGAUUGACCUUGGAGAAGCUUGAAGGCAGUUUCAAUGAUGAUUACAACAAGUUGGAGGGUUAUGCCAAAGCUUUGAGGGAUAGUAAUCCUGGAUCUGAUGUGAUUAUUAACUUAUCCAAGGAGGCACUACUUCAAAGCAAAAGAAAAUUCCUUAGAAUGUACAUUUGUUUCCAGGCCCUAAAGAUGGGAUACAAAGAUGGUUUGAGGCCAUUUAUUGGACUUGAUGGCACUUUCUUGAAAGGGAAAGAAAAAGGCCAACUGUUAGUGGCUCUUGGGCAAGACAGCCAGAACCAUUUCUAUCCUCUAGCAUGGGCAGUUGUUGAUAAAGAAACAAACAAGAGUUGGACCUGGUUUAUAGAGCAUCUGGAGGGUUCAUUGGAGUUGAAUAUAGGAGAAGGAGUUACAUUUAUCUCAGACAUGCAGAAGGGAUUAAUUAAUGCCAUUAAAAAUGUGCUUCCACAAGCAAAAAGAAGGUGUUGUGCCAAACAUGUUGAAGCAAAUUGGGCAAAAAAUGGAAGAUCCUUGAAGAUGAAGAAGCUGUUUUGGUGGGCGUCAUGGUCAAAUUAUCCAGAAGAGUUUAAAGACCAAUUGAUGUGUAUGGGCAAGUCGAGUGAAGCUGCUGUUAAGUCAUUAUUGAAGUAUCCUUCCCAGAGUUGGUGUAGGGCAUAUUUUGACAUUAUUUGCAAGAAUCCAUCUGUCACCAACAAUCACUGAGUCUUUCAACAAAUGGAUUUUGGAUGCUAGAUAUAAGCCAAUAAUUAAUAUGCUUGAAACUGUAAGGGUGAAGGUAAUGAAUCAUUUAAGAAAACAUGAAGAGAAAGUGAGUUCAUGGAGACAAGAGUACAGUCCCAACUGCUUAGAACUGUAUUAUGACUUUCUCAAAAUUGCUCAAGUCUGUGUGGUGGAAGCAAAUAGUGAUGAUGGUUUUGAAGUUUCAGAGGGGCAAGACAAGCACAUUGUGAAGUUGGAGAUGAGAAGAUGCACAUGUAGGAUGUGAGACAUCUUUGGGAUCCCAUGUCCUCAGGCAAUAAAGGCAAUGCAGUAUUUGAAAAAAGACCCUGUAAGGGAGAUACACUGGUGGUACACCAAAGAAGCAUACCUGCUGACUUAUCACCACAAGAUACAACCAGUUCCUGGUGAGAAAUUCUAGACAAUUGGUCCAGCUAAUGCAAUGGAUCCACCUGAUAUGGUGACUUUAGCAGGCAGGCCUAGAAUCAAGAGACUUAGGCAAAAAAAUAAAGCUAGUAAGAGGCAAGGUGAGUGGAGUUUGUCCAGGAAAGGAAGAAUUAUGACUUGUGGGACUUGUGGAGAAUCUGACCACAAUGCAAGGGGAUGCAAAAGCCAGUAAAAGCAAGGAAAACUAAGGAAAGUUCAGGUGCAGGUCAAUCUAAAGCCAAGAACUGUUUUGAGGUGGGACAGUCAUCAAAAAGUAGGCGGCCUGCAGCUAAGAGAAAGGGAACUCUACUUGAUGAAAAUAGUGAAGAUGAAGUCAUGCAGACCUAAGAAUAUGUUCAACCAUCUACACUUCAAGUGUCCACGUUUAUUCAAGACUUUGUGUUCAAUGCUUUUCCAAAAUUUGAAUAUCCAUCCUUUGAACAUGAUCCUGACCCAGUACUAAGGGAUUGUAUUAUAUCAGAAGCAGAAAUUAGGUUUCAGCCUAGGCAGAAUAUUCAAGUGUCUUCUUGGACAAGAAGAAUUAGCUUUGUAGAGGUGUUAGUGAACCCACAGAUAUUCCUUACUCACCAUCAAAGCUCAAAUAGAAGGGAAAGGCUGUAGUGACUAGUAAUCAUCUUGAGAAACAAAGCAGACAGUAAAGACUUGAGAAAUUAAGAGCAAAAAAGGGGAAAGGAAUAUCCAUCCUUUAGUUUGGUGUUACUUUGUUGUUAUUUUGGGAUGUAAUAACUGCUUAAUGACAGUAUAUUAUGUGUAGUUUAAUGUUCUUUUGGCUAUGAUUUGGAUGUCAUGUUGUGACAUAGGUUGUGUAAGUUUUUGCAGUUACAACAUAGUAUCCAAAACUCUUGAGUUUGUGUACAUGUCUAACUGUUGACAUGCUUAACGUAACUAGGAGUGUGAAUGUUAAACUUCAU